AACUGCCAGUCUUUCGAACGAAUGAAAUGUCACGUCAGUCAGCCAUGUUUAUUCUUGUGGAAUGUGUUUCGAAAUGGUGGUAGUGAUUAAAAAAAUAUUAUUUGUGGAAUUUGUUCUGUAAUUUUUUGUGUUUACCACUAUUGUGUGUCAGUGAAGCUUCAAUGUGUUUUUUGGUGUAUGUGAAGUAAUUUUGCUGCCACUAAGAUGAGUUGGGGUGUUGAGCUUUGGGAUCAAUAUGAUAACUUAGCCGCCCAUACGCACAAAGGAAUCGAGUUUUUAGAUAAAUAUGGAAACUUUGUCAAGGAGAGGUGCGCUAUAGAACUGGAAUAUGCAGGAAAACUCAGGAGGCUUGUCAAAAAUUAUCAACCAAAAAGGAAAGAAGAAGAUGAAUACCAGUAUACAGCAUGUAAAGCAUUUAAACAGUUACUGCAAGAGUUAGGCGAUUUCGCAGGACAACGGGAAGUUGUCGCGGAAAAUCUUCAAUCAAAUGUAGUCCGAGAGUUGCACCUGCUCGCCAAAGAAUUGCGAGAGGAAAGAAAGCAACAUUUAAACGAAGGAGCAAAACAAAUGGGAGUUCUGAACACUUCGAUAGGUUCACUGGAACGAGCCAGGCGAGCGUACGAACGUGCGGCGAGAGAGUCGGAAAGAGCACUCGAGACCUUCCAAAAGGCAGACGCUGACCUCAAUCUAAGUCGGGCAGAGUUGGAGAAGCAAAAAGCGAACAUGAAACUCAGGAGUCAGGCGUGCGAAGAUGCGAAACAGGAAUACCUAGAACAGCUUCGCAAAACGAACGAAGCCCAGAGGCAACACUACGAGCAGAGAUUACCGCACGUGUUCAAACAGUUGCAAGACUUGGACGAGAAACGAAUAAAGAAUAUUAAGAACUUUAUGUUAAGUUCAGUGGAUGUCGAAAGGAAAGUUUUUCCGAUCAUCAUUCAGUGCUUUGACGGGAUGGAACUGGCCGCAAAUAGUAUUAAUGAAAAAGAGGACACAAAAUUAGUUAUAGACAGGUACAAGUCUGGUUUCGUUCCGCCCGAAGAUUUCCAGUUCGAGUUGGCUUCCGGGGCAGACACAACAGACUCGGCGUCGACCCAUCACCAGCCGCACAACCACCUGACGGCGUCCCGGGGGACCGUAUCCGGGAACAAGCUAAAGAAACGCGGCGGUCUACUAUCCAUAUUCAGUUCAAAUAAGAAGAUUGUCGAGGCGUGCAACUCUAUAAAGAACAACAUGUCUACGGAUGGAAAGGAGGACUAUUCAGAUUUGCCACCGAAUCAAAAGAAAAAGAAACUUCAAGCUAAAGUACAAGAACUCAGUAAACAGGUUGCGCAAGAACAAGCCGCAAUGGAAGGUCUUAUGAAAAUGAAAGGAGUGUACGAAAUGAGCCCCGCGUUGGGUGAUCCAAUGACUGUAGAAGGUCAACUUAACGAAUGCUGCGAUAAAUUGAAGAAGCUUCGCUCGCAACUGAACAAGUUCGAGGAGCUCUUAGCCGAAGCGAACAGUCAAGUGAACGCGGCUAACUCGUUACACCCCGUCGCCAAGACUAAUGGCGCGCCGCCCACGCAGGCUACAAGUAUCGGAUCGAACAGCGAGUCCCUGUCCCGCUCGGCGUCGGAGUCAUCUGUGAGUACGGGCACGGGCACGGGCGGAGGGGCGGGGGUGCGCGCGGCGGGAGGCUCACCCGAGUCCGGCCUGGGCGGGGAGCUCGCCGCUGCACACACAGACCACGCCAACGGCGAGCACGACCAGGACGACCGCGAGUCCGACCUCGACUAUUACUACUGCGAGCCCGACCUGCAACCCGUCGGCUACUGCAAGGCGCUUUAUGCCUUCGAAGGUAUCGGCAGCGGGUCCACGAUGCGGAUGGAGUGCGGCGAGCAGCUGCUGGUGCUGGAGACGGACGCGGGGGACGGCUGGACGCGCGUGCGCCGCAACCGCACCCGCGAGGAGGGGUUCGUGCCCACAACGUACAUCGCGACCACGCUCUACUCCGACGCGCAACACUAGCCGGGACAGCAGCGCGCCCGAGUCAGAUGACGUCACGCCGCCCUGGACACUUCACCGCGCCGGGAGAGCAAAAAGCCUUCUCUAAUUAUAACGUUCUCGUGGCCUAUAAUAUAAUAACACAUAUUUUUGCUAUAAUUUAUCGUAAUGAAAAUGUUAGCAUUAUUUUUUUAUCGUGCCCUUUGUAUUCCAAUAUGUAACGGCGCCGAAUAAGGACGUGAAUGGACUAAAAUCAUAAUAACAUUCCAUGAUCUAUUUAUUGUGUAUAUUGUUGGUUAUAUUACAUACAUAUUUUUCAUGUAUGAUAUAUAUACCGUAUUAGGGUAAUGUUAAUUGUAAUGUGUAACUCUCGUCUAGAUUUUCAUUGUGCCAGCCCUUUUUACAUGUUAAGGUAAUCUUUUGUACUUACGAAUAGUUAUUUUUGUUUGUGUUUUUUUUUUAUGUGAUUCAUCCUAUGAAAUUAUAGCAAAAAUAGUAUGAAAUGAACUCAAAUGUGAAAUGUAAAAUAUUUAAACUAAUGUUGUUUAUGUGAAACUAUGGGACUUCAUAAACUGACUUGAAAAUGAGUAUUGUAAUAUCCGAUGUCACAUAAAAUAAUUGUAUAAUGCUUAUGUUAUUACUAAAUUUACGAUUCUAGUUGUUAAUGCUAGCUAAAUGUCGCAAUUAGCUAAUGCUAUUUUCUGAAUAUAUGCUGUAUGCGAGGAACGUAUAGUUAAUGUAUUUAUAAGUGGGGAAGGAUGAAUGAACGUGUAUAAUUUUUCUAUAAAAUAAAACUGUAAGAAGACA
Messenger RNA from Bombyx mandarina (wild silkworm), 2790 nucleotides. It is a transcript of the gene Cip4, whose product is annotated as formin-binding protein 1-like Cip4. Gene Ontology annotation, molecular function: protein binding. Gene Ontology annotation, biological process: signal transduction. The record is from RefSeq and is a predicted model, not a curated record. Lineage: Eukaryota; Metazoa; Arthropoda; Insecta; Lepidoptera; Bombycidae.